Molecule: messenger RNA, 2110 nt
Organism: Rosa chinensis
Lineage: Eukaryota; Viridiplantae; Streptophyta; Magnoliopsida; Rosales; Rosaceae
Product: O-fucosyltransferase 8
Exons: 10
Coding region: 163-2007 (614 amino acids)
Source: RefSeq, a predicted model, not a curated record
AAUGGGUUGGCGUGUCAGUUUUAGAAACAGAAAAUAUCGUAGAUUUAAAGGGUGCUUCAAUAGUGUUCUUCUGCUCUGGGUUCAUUCUUGGCCAAAGUUUCUUGACCAUUUCGGAAACUAGAAAUGGUAUAAUCGAAGCUUUGUUGAAAGAUAGAGACUGCAAUGGGAAAGCAAGGGAGUAAAGAAUAUGAUCCUUCUAAUAUUGGGAGGAGAAUGUCAGGGGGAGAUUACAGUUUGAAUUCCAAUAUGUUGUGGCUUCAUGGUCUGAAAAGUCAUGACUUUCAUGUUCUACGAAAUGAUUCCAUGAAGUAUAGUACUUGUAAGGGAAGCUUUGUGGGGAAAAAGCAUUUGUGGCUUCGGAAAGAUGUGAAGUCAAUCGUUUUUGUGUUUGUUUUGAUGGGUUUCCUUAUCCUGCUUGAUACUUUUCUGGUGUCCUUUUUCGAUUCUAUGGUUCUUCAGAACAGUUCAACUUUAAGAAAAUCUCUGGGCCUUAAGGAGGACAAAAUGGAUGCCUACAUUAUGAAAGAAAAAUCACCAGUUCAGAUGUAUGAUCGCCUACUAAAGUUGGCGUCUGCAUCCCUUGCAAAGAAAGAGUUCAAGCAAGAGUCAUCAACCUUAUGGGAAGAACCAAAUAGGAGGCAAGUUGCUGCAUGGAAACCUUGUGCGGAUAGAGAAGUUUCGAAAAGCCUAGGAAAAUAUAAGAAAAGUAAUGGCUACAUAAUAGUCAGUGCAAAUGGUGGUCUCAAUCAACAACGAGUUGCUAUUUGCAAUGCUGUUGCUGUGGCAUCUCUUCUAAAUGCUACUCUUGUUCUUCCAAGAUUUCUUUACAGCAAUGUGUGGAAUGAUCCUAGUCAAUUUGGUGAUAUUUACCAAGAAGAAUAUUUUAUAGAUGUAAUGAAGGAUGAAGUAGACAUUGUCAAUGAACUCCCCUCUCAUUUGGCAUCACUAGACCUUGAAGCAAUUGGUAGCCUUAUUACUGAUGCAGAUCUUGUGAAGGAGGCAAAACCAACUGAUUAUGUUAGAACUGUGCUUCCUAUCCUCUUGAAAAAUGGAGUUGUUCACUUACUGGGAUACGGGAAUCGACUAGGCUUCGAUCCAUUGCCUUCUGAGCUUCAGAGACUAAGAUGCAAAUGCAACUUCCAUGCUUUGAAAUACGUGCCCGAAAUCCAACGAGUUGGUUCUUUAUUGGUUACAAGGAUAAGAAAAUAUGAUGCUGCACUGAGUAUGUUGGACAAACAAUUGCUUGGAAACUUCAUGCACAGCAUUCACUCAAAACAGCAUGAUGCUGCUGCAAGAGGCCCGUUCAAAUAUCUUGCUCUACACUUGAGAUUCGAGAUUGACAUGGUAGCCUAUUCCCUCUGUGACUUUGGACGUGGAGAAAGUGAGAGAAAUGAACUUCAAGCAUACAGAGAAAUCCAUUUUCCUCUGCUCAUCGAGCGCUUAAAGAACUCGAAGUCUGUUUCUCAAAGUGAGUUGAGAAAGUUGGGGAAAUGUCCAUUGACACCGGAAGAAGCAGCGCUAGUUCUUGCUGGUAUAGGUUUUAAGCAUAGAACUUACAUUUACCUAGCUGGAUCUCAGAUAUAUGGUGGAAACUCCAGGAUGAAUUCCUUCACUAACCUCUAUCCUAAUUUGGUCACAAAGGAAACUCUCCUCACACCAAGAGAACUUGCACCUUUUCAAAACUUCUCUUCCAAGUUAGCAGCACUAGACUUCAUUGCCUGUGCAACUGCCGAUGUGUUUGCUAUGACUGACUCCGGGAGCCAACUGUCCUCCCUGGUAUCUGGAUUUCGAACCUAUUAUGGUGGCGGCCAUGCUCCUACUCUGCGGCCUAACAAGAAGAGGCUAGCAGCAAUUUUGUCUGAGAAUAGUACCAUAGGCUGGAAUAGUUUUGAAGACAGAGUUAAAAAGAUGAUCGAGGAAGGUCAAAGGGUACAUGUAAGGAGGUUUGGUCGAAGCAUUUAUCGACAGCCAAGAUGCCCAGAGUGCAUGUGUAAAUCCUACCUUUGAUGCUUUUUAAACAUUUGACAUUCAUUUUUUAGAUGUCACAUUACAUAUGAUUCUUUUAUUAGCAGCUACAUCCAUGAAAAAUAUCAUUACUUUUUAGCUUGUU